Molecule: messenger RNA, 332 nt
Organism: Loa loa (African eye worm)
Lineage: Eukaryota; Metazoa; Nematoda; Chromadorea; Rhabditida; Onchocercidae
Exons: 3
Source: RefSeq, a predicted model, not a curated record
AAAUAGCUCGUGAUGCGUCCGAAAUUUGGCUUGGUAGCGCAAAAUUUGGUAGGAUGACUGAAUACGUUUGGUCUGAUAAUACAUCAUUCAAUUUUAAAGGCUGGGAAAAUGGUAAACCACCGGUAAGCAAAUAUAUUAGGCCAUGUACCAAAAUGAAUGUUGCAAAUGGUGAAUGGUUUCAAAGUUGUUGCCGAAUAGUUGCGCCAUAUAUUUGUCAAAAAAAUCCACAACGUGGUGAACUUCACAGUAGCAAGAAGAAUUAUGAUACGACUCGAACGGAUAGAAAAAAUUCGACUUUCAGUGAAAGGUGGCGAUUUCUGUUGCGGAAAUAA